UACAAUGAUUGGAGAAGAAGAAAAAGAGGCCGACUGUGGUGUCGCGAUAAUUUACGGGAGCUGGAUUCAAACGGUGGCGGUUUGACAGAAGACUGAUCAGUGACAAGAUGGCAGCAGAGGAGGAAAUCCAGUGUCUGAGGAGCCAGCUGAGGGAGAAGGAGGAGCAGGUCCAUCAGGCUGCCCAAGCUGGCUUGGAUCUCCUAAACCAGCAGAUGGAACUGCAGAACAGACUGGAUGAACAGAGAGUGGAGAUGACUAAUGCAUUGGAGGCACUCGAGCAAGACAAGUACUCCCUUCAGAAGGAAGUGGAGUUAAAGACUCGGAUGUUUGAGUCACUGCAGUCGGACUACGACUGUGUGAAGAACCAGCAGAGACAGCAGCUUGAGGAACAACAAGCACAUCUGGAGAGGAGCCACAGCACAGCGCUCAGUGCGCUCAACAACAAGAUGCUGAGGUUGCAGUCGUCUCUGGAGGAAUCCCAGCUGAAUGAGAAACAACUGAAACACAAACUUGAGGUGCAAACUGAGACUCUGAACAAUAAGAUGGAGGAGCUGCGAGCUCUGAAUGAACACACACAGAGCUCCAUGACAUCUGAGAUGAUGGAGGUGCAGAUGAAGAUCAUGGAGCUGGAGAACUGUAAGGUGGAGUUGGAGCAGACACUGCAGGAAUUUCAGUACAGAGAGCAACAGCUGGAGCUGACCAACAGUAGCCUGCAGCGCCACCUGGAGCGAAUCACAGAGGAGAAAGAGGAGCGAGAGAAAGAGGCUGUUUCCCUGUUUAAUGCAUUAGAGAAAUCUCGUGAGGCAAACCGUGACCUCCAGGUCGAAUUGGACCAGGUUCUACAGCAGGCCCAGGAUCCCAACAGCAAAGGGAACUCUCUGUUUGCUGAGUUGGAGGAUAAGCGUGCUGAGAUGGAGAGACAGCUCAUCAGCAUGAAGGUCCAGUACGUGUCACUGCAGAAACAAAACGCAUUCAGCAAACAGCAGCUGCAGCGCAUGAAGGUCCAGAUAGCCACUCUGAUGCAGCUCCAGGGUUCCAGGGCUGAUCCUGCUCAGCUGGAGAGGCUCCAGUCCAUGCUGUCAGAGAAGAACGGAGAGAUCCAAAAUCUAAUGACUAAACUGCAGAGACUGGAGAAGAUGGAGAUGAUGUUGAAGUCUCAGCCAGCUAAUCCUGCUCCAGCUGAAAGCGGUGACGGCCAAGAUGAAACUUACUACACUGACCUGCUUAAAAUGAAGCUCAGCAACACUGUUAAGGAUGCAGAGCGUCUGGGUGAUGAGCUUUCCCUGCAGAGGAUGAAAUCUUUGUCAGAGAGCCAGAGAGCUUUAGAGCUGGAGAGGAAACUCUUCUCAUCUGAACGGCUGCUCAAACAGACUCAGAGUGACAAGAUCAGACUGCAGCUCAGAGUAGAGGAGCUCCAACACAAAUAUGAACCAAAAGAAGCAAAAAAGAAUCUGAUCCAGAAGCGAAAGAAAGAGAAGCUUCCUGUUGACAUCGUACCCUCCUCUGAGGACACCAAGCUUGACAAGGGAGAGCAGCUUGUUGCUGUGGAGAUGGAUGUCACAAAUACUAAGGCUGCAGAACCUGAAGCGGAUACUUCACGUACAGCUGAGGCACUGAGCUCCACACAAGGUGUGUGCGUUGGAGAGCCUGAGCCACGGCCUGCCAAGUGUGUGAAGAUCAGUGCAGAUGAGCCUGUUGUGAUUCCCAACCCCAGCUCUCCUGUGACUGACUGCAAAGAGAAGGUGACAGAAGAGAACCAGCAGCAGAACAAGAGAGAGGAAAGAAGAAAGAAAGACAUUCACAGCAUCAACUGA
Molecule: messenger RNA, 1814 nt
Organism: Epinephelus moara (kelp grouper)
Lineage: Eukaryota; Metazoa; Chordata; Actinopteri; Perciformes; Serranidae
Gene: spdl1
Product: spindle apparatus coiled-coil protein 1
Exons: 15
Coding region: 108-1814 (568 amino acids)
Biological process (GO): establishment of mitotic spindle orientation; mitotic spindle assembly checkpoint signaling; mitotic metaphase chromosome alignment
Cellular component (GO): outer kinetochore; spindle pole
Molecular function (GO): kinetochore binding
Source: RefSeq, a predicted model, not a curated record